Pseudogymnoascus verrucosus is the source of this 3546-nucleotide messenger RNA. RefSeq lists its product as uncharacterized. Gene Ontology annotation, biological process: carbohydrate metabolic process. The transcript is spliced from 5 exons. The record is from RefSeq and is a predicted model, not a curated record. Lineage: Eukaryota; Fungi; Ascomycota; Leotiomycetes; Thelebolales; Thelebolaceae. Bases 1 to 3546 code for a protein of 1181 amino acids. Gene Ontology annotation, molecular function: hydrolase activity, hydrolyzing O-glycosyl compounds; chitin binding.
AUGAAAACGCUUGCAAAAACAUUAUGCUGGGUUAAAGAAUCAGGGCCACCAAUCACUCUAAUGUGGGUCUUGACCCGCUGUGACGAGAGGUUCCUGCUAGACCUCAACGUCCACAACCCAGUGGAUGAUGCCAAUACCCACCUCACCUUCCGGGCCUGUUCGAAUCCCGAAGCUGCAGUGGCGGCUCGGGGUGGACAGCUCACUUCAAGACAGCAGCUCUCCUACAAUACCACCUCCAAUGACGACAAGUUCCACACGGUUUCCGCUGUAACCACGCCAUGCGGCAAUAGUGUACUGCAGACUAGGGUCAACGUCCAGCUGGGAUGGUGGGACAGCGAAGGACCCUCUGAGGACGCUGCUACCGCUAGGGAUGUCGCUGCAGCCGCCGAGCAGUUGAGCCACUAUCUCAGCAGCGACGCAACGUGCGGAGGGCGCAUAAUUCUAUCUUCUUACAGAGGAGCCAUCGUGGGUGUCCACGUUGGCUCACAGGUGGAGAAGGAAAGUGCUGCAAGCCUCAUCGACAAGUUCGCCAAAGAUACCAGCUCCAGACCCCCAAAUGCUCGUGACCGCUCUGCUGCCCAGUUAUGCGGUGGUGAAGCGUCUUCCUCAGCUAUCGAUAUCUUUGGUUGUCUCGAUGGCUUUGACAGGAGCUCUACGUGGCCCGACGUGUCUCUCAGCACGAUCCCGGGCUCCAAUAUCAAAAUUACGCCUGCGCCCUCAGAUGGUGAAAGCGAAACUAACAGUGGCCUCGUCGCACGCGCAACCUGCAAGUAUACACAGGCAGGGGCUGGGGACGGUUGCUAUGCGUUGGCCGCACGCUGCGCAAUCACCCAGGCCCAACUGGAGAGCUACAAUGGCGGGGCAUCGUUCUGCACCAAGCCUAUCAUUCUUAACCAGUACGUAUGCUGCUCAACCGGGACCCUGCCAGAUUUCUCGCCCAAGCCGGGCGCAGACGGCUCUUGCUUCUCCUACACAAUCUUGCAACACGAUAUCUGCAACACUAUCGCCACUGCCCACCAUACUACGACAGCCAAUAUCGAGGCUGUCAACAAAAAUACAUGGGGUUGGAUGGGCUGUGGCGACCUCCAGCUUGGUCAGCACAUAUGUCUUAGCACAGGAACUCCGCCUAUGCCGGCGCCUGUUGCUGGCACCAUUUGCGGGCCUCAAGUCCCUGGGACCAAAGCCCCGGCGAAAGGGACUACACUAGCCAAGUUCUGCACUAUAACCAACUCGACAACAAAGGCCCCUGGAACAGCUGCCGUAGGGACCUAUGGGUGUAUCUCUGACUGCGGCGUCGACAUUAUUGAAGGCGCCUCUUCAGAUGUCGCAUACAGGAGGAUUGCAUACUUUGAGGCGUUUAGCGCCGACCGGGCCUGCCUUCAUAUGAACCCGUCUGAUAUCGACACCAGCAUCUACAACUACGUCCACUAUGCCUUCGGUUCUAUUACUGCAGACUUUCAAGUAGAUGUCAGCACUUACCCAGAGAAAUUUGCCAACUUUGUCGCUCUUAAAGGCACUAAGCGUAUCAUGUCCUUCGGCGGCUGGUCUUUUUCAACUGAUGCCGAUACGUCCCCAAUCUUCCAUGCGGGCGUUACGGAUGCUCAACGAGCCACAUUUGUCAAAAGUCUGCUUGAGUUUCUUAACAAGUAUAACCUUGACGGUCUAGAUUUCGACUGGGAGUACCCUGGUGCGACUGAUAUCAAGGGAGCCGAACCGGGAACUCCUCAAGAUGGCGUCAACUACCUCGCGUUCCUAAAGUCCGUGAAGGCGGCGCUGCCUGCGGGUAGGACGGUAAGCAUCGCGGCGCCGGCGUCGUACUGGUAUCUGCGGAAUUUCCCUAUUGCUUCUAUAAGCAAAGUUGUCGAUUACAUUGUCUACAUGACAUACGAUCUUCAUGGGCAAUGGGACUAUGCCAACAAAUUCGUCAACGAGGACUGCGAGAAUGGCAACUGUCUGCGGUCACACACCAACUCCACUGAGACCUACUACGCCAUUUCUAUGAUCACCAAGGCCGGCGUGCCCCUGAACAAGGUCGUGAUCGGUAUGGCCCGCUAUGGCCGAAGCUUCGAGAUGGCAAAGGCUGGAUGCACAGGUCCGCAGUGCCUAUCUACAGGGCCAGAGUCUGGCGCGACGCCAGGGCCUUGCACCAAUACAUCCGGGUAUAUAUCCAACUAUGAAAUCAACCAGAUCAUCAGCUCAGCCAACUCCCCGGAUCUUUACGGCAGCAGGAAUAUAACGCUGCUUAAGGAUCAUACAGGCGAAUCAUUUACCAGGGGUGGGUACAACGAGCUCCUGAACGGCGACAUCCUCGUGUACGACGACACGCAGUGGGUCUCGUACGUGGCGGACAGGACAUAUGCAGCGCGGCUUUUUUACUGGGGGCAAUACCAUACCGGCGGAUCGGUGGACUGGGCGAUAGACCUCGUCUUUGACUACUCGCAGGGCUCCAAGUCCGAUGGCACCGACGACGGCGACGACGGCGUCGUGCCCCCCUGCGACUUCACCAAGAACUACAAUAACCUUGACGAUGUCGUCGCUGCCGUGGGCUCGAUCGCCAAGCAGUGCGCAGAGAUCUUCACUGUGAAUGCCCUUUCCAAGGAGCUCGCUGCCGCCCUUGCAAACUACACCAGCGUUGACAACGACUACGACAGUCUCUUUGGCUACUACGUCGAGGCCAUCAAGGAGGAGGUGCCCAACGCGAUAGCCCAUUUCAUGAACUCUGUCGACGGCCCUGGUAACAAGUACUUUGAUUGCACAUGGCAAGUCCAAGGAGCUACAUGCCUUUUCGAUCUCAAGAACUCGACCGGCUUCUACGCGGACCUCUCCGCCAACUACGGAAUUUCUGCCGACUGGGUCUCCUUCGGCGACAAAGAUUUCCCCCCGCCAACGGUGAAUGGUCACCAGAGUGGCAUAUACAGCUACUGGAAGGGCCUCCCCCAGGGCUCUGGCAACGUCAAUCCCACCAACCCCAAGGACAUCGUCACUGCCGCUCUGCCCAACAUGACCAUGCUGCAGUCCACCAUCGACUCCACGUGGAUGAACCAGAUACUCGGGCAGUGGCAAGGCUCGGGGACGGACCCAGCGCAGGUGCUCGCCAUGCCCAUCGCCAUGAUCCAGCAGGCCAUCGACUCCCUUGCGCAGGUCAAGGUAAUCAGCAAGGCGCAGUCAAACGCCGACCGCCAGAAGCUGAUCCUGGAGAUCAUCACCGCAGUGCUGAUAGUUGUUCCCUUUGUAGGCGGCCUCGGCGCGGAUAUCGCGGGGCUCGCUGACCUGGCUGGCGCCAUUGGACUCAUUGGCAUGCUGUCUAAUGGCGCCGCGGACAUCUUUAGCAUUGUCAAGGACCCCAAGAGCGCACCCAUGGUUAUCUUUGCCGAUUUGCUCGGUGUUGGGGGCGGUGGCACUAUAGGUAAGGGGGAGCAGUUUGGGAAACUGGGAAAGCUGCGUCGUGCUAUGACUGUCGAUGAUGUCUCUAAGCUGGGGAAUGUCUUUACACUUCUUAAUAAUCUUACCUCUAAGAUCGAUAAGAUUAUUAAGAAGUGUAGUUAG